Molecule: messenger RNA, 300 nt
Organism: Caenorhabditis elegans
Lineage: Eukaryota; Metazoa; Nematoda; Chromadorea; Rhabditida; Rhabditidae
Gene: nssp-5
Exons: 1
Coding region: 1-300 (99 amino acids)
Source: RefSeq, marked reviewed
AUGCCUGGGCUCAUCGGUUUGGGUCUUCUGAUACUUCUCGGAUUCCACGUCACCUACAGUACCCAAUGCGAUUGUAAUUCAUCCUGUGCAAUUUAUACGUCACCAGUUCAAUGUGUCCGUUGUUGCACACAUUAUGUGAAACGAAGAUCUCUCCCACUUCAUCCCGCUCAUCGAAAACGGCAGUUUUUGCUCACUGAAAGCACGAAAAUCAAGCAUCCGAUAUGGAGACGGCCUGUGGAACCAAUGGUAGAAGAGUCAUUGCCACGUUUAAUUCGUCUUUUACUCAGAAAACCGCUUUAA